Suillus plorans is the source of this 1542-nucleotide messenger RNA. RefSeq lists its product as uncharacterized. Lineage: Eukaryota; Fungi; Basidiomycota; Agaricomycetes; Boletales; Suillaceae. The coding region runs from base 86 to 1495 and encodes 469 amino acids. The record is from RefSeq and is a predicted model, not a curated record. The transcript is spliced from 4 exons.
GAAGUACUUAUGUAAAUAAAAGCUUGAUUGAAUUUGGGACCCAAGUUACGUUCAUAGUUUACUGCAUAACAAGGCUCAAGCGCUCAUGUCUUGCCACCGUUGUUCACAGUCCACCAGCACACCCGCCAACUUUCUUCUACGGUGCAGGAGCUGCAACAAAUACUGGCAUCAUAGAUGUCACCCCCCUCCCCUCGAAAGCGAUGAACUCCUUAAGCUCAUCCGCUCCCAAAACGCAGGUGACCGCGAGAAUGGCCUCGAUAGCUGGAAAUGCAAACGUUGUAAGAAGAAUCAAGCGGCUCAAAUCAUUGGCAAAACUGCAGUUCAAUCGCUGAAACCGAGACCGGACGACAACCAACAGCCACAGCCCUCCUUUCAGGCGCAAACAUCGCUGGGACUUUCACUUCUAAAGGACAAGGGGAAAACAGACCCGAAGAUUGUUACUCGCGUCGGUGGGCCAGCGGGACCUAGCAUCGAGGCAACCACCCAUAUACUCCAUACUGCCGAACGGACACAACACAACGACCGCGGUAGCCAGCACCAACAACAGGGUAAUCAUCCAGGUAGUCAGAUGAGAAGUUUAGAUAAACUUCCGACAACUACAGUUAAAAGGCUCCAAGUGAAACGUGUGCUUCAAGUGGAGCACCUUGAUGGUCCUAAAGCGGAUUGUGACUAUCCCAAUAAGACGGAGCUCUGUCCAGAUCAGCCUGCUGUGCCUCUCAAGUACGCCCGUGCUCCAGAUGGAAAGAAGGUCGUCUCGUCCGGACAUCCACCAAGAUUGGAGCAGCUUGAAGAUGUCAAAUACGUAAAUCCUUCACGCAUAAAAAAACGUACAGCAAAAAAAGAAGAUACGCCUCCCUCUCGUUCUGUUACUUUGUUCUCCGAAAGGGUUUAUUCUCCAUUUACUUCACUUCCUGUUCAAGACGAGGAACAUAUUCAUUAUGAUUCGGUGGUGAAGAGUCCUCGGGGCAAUGGACAAGAAGUCGGUAUUCAUACAGAUGCUCCUCCAAGACUCCCCGUUGGACAUGGCGACAUCCAAAUGAAGGAUGUCAGUGAUGAUAUCUACGAACCUCCUGUCCCACAGUUUAGUGGUUCCACUCUCGUUUCAUCCAGUUCGAGAACGUCUAGCGAGCAGCAAGGAGGCGGUUCUGUGACGCAAGAAGGUCACCAGACCAUCCAACAACAAGGAGUUGUUCAAUUGCGUCAUCAACUCGAAGGCCAGAGCAGCCUUAAGCAAAUACCGAAGGCAGAGGCAGAACCUUUGCUAGGCCCGGAUUGGUUGAAAGCUCGAUACUCGGUUGCCAAUGAUUCAUGGCGCUCUUUUUGCGAUCCACAUCGCCAAAUGUAUGGUGUCAGCAGACGCAAGAAACUUACAACUAAAUUUCUUGGUGAUCCGGUACAAUCGUUGGCGACAACAAAUAGAGAACCACUCUGGUUUUUUUCCUGUCAUGAUUGGAUUCAGCAGACACAAGCCCAUUCAUGUUUGGAAACCAGAUAAUUGACACAUCUUCAGUACUAGUAACAUGAGUAACUUAAAACAAUUUC